GUGAAUCUACUUCAGUUUUUUCUUUAUCUUGUAUACCUCCUAACAGAAAAUGAUAGAUGAUUUCAUACAAAAACUUAGUUUACCAAUUCGUUAUUGAACAGUUUCGUGGUCAUGCUCUCUUUUCACUUGUCGCCGUUGUUUCACUUUCAGGCAAGUCAGAGAUUCGGUGAGAAAAAGCCAUGGAUAUUGAUGCUUCGUGUAGCUUGGUUUUAUAUGGUAAAUCCUCUGUAGAAACUGAUACAGCAACACGUUUGAAGAACAAUAACGUUCUUAAACUCCCAGAUAAUUCCAAAGUUUCAAUCUUUUUACAAUCUGAGAUCAAGAAUCUUGUCAGAGAUGAUGAUUCUUCCUUCAAUCUUUCGUUGUUCAUGAACUCGAUUUCGACUCAUCGGUUUGGUCGGUUUCUCAUUUGGUCUCCAUACUUGUCUUCCACUCACGAUGUUGUUUCUCAUAACUUCUCUGAGAUUCCAGUUGGUUCAGUUUGUGUCUCUGAUAUACAACUUAAAGGUCGAGGCAGAACAAAGAAUGUUUGGGAAUCUCCAAAAGGUUGUCUUAUGUAUUCGUUUACAUUAGAAAUGGAAGAUGGUCGAGUAGUGCCUUUGAUACAGUAUGUGGUGUCUCUUGCUGUUACUGAGGCAGUGAAAGAUGUUUGUGACAAGAAGGGUUUGUCGUAUAAUGAUGUUAAAAUAAAGUGGCCAAAUGAUCUAUACUUGAAUGGCCUUAAGAUUGGAGGCAUUUUGUGUACCUCUACAUAUAGAUCAAGGAAGUUCCUUGUCAGUGUUGGUGUGGGAUUGAAUGUGGACAACGAGCAACCGACCACGUGCUUAAAUGCGGUACUAAAAGACGUUUGCCCUCCAUCAAACCUACUUAAAAGAGAAGAAAUUCUUGGUGCCUUCUUUAAGAAGUUUGAAAAUUUCUUUGAUCUAUUCAUGGAACAAGGUUUUAAAUCUCUUGAGGAGCUUUACUAUAGGACAUGGCUUCACAGUGGACAAAGAGUGAUUGCUGAAGAAAAAAACGAGGACCAAGUUGUUCAAAAUGUUGUGACUAUCCAGGUAGGAUGAUGAUUCUUAUGGAUUGGUUAUUAUAAAAUCAACUCGUGCUUUGAUCCUCAUUGCAUUCUCCUUUAAAUUUCCGGGGUUUGACUUCUUCGGGAUAUUUGCUAGCUAUUGGAGAUGACAAUGUAAUGUAUGAGCUUCAUCCUGAUGGCAAUAGGUGAUAUUUUGAGCAUGUGUUAUCGAUAGUUUAAUCGAUAAAAUGGAUAAUGUUACAGUUCAUAUUUUAAGCUAAUAUGUUGUGUAUCUGUUCAACUACAGUUUUGAUUUUUUCAAAGGGCUGGUCCGAAGAAAACUAUGAACCAGAGACUCUUGAAGCAUCUUUUGGUGAACGCAGAUGUUAUUUAGCAAUUAGCACCAUUAACACUAAGAUAAACAAACUGCCUUUAUAUAUACUGUGGAUAUUGUCCUUUGUUGCAACUUUUUUGUGUAUGUUUUGACUCAUUAAUGUUCCUUGAGGGUUCGUUGAAGAGGAAUUGGAAGCGUUGAUCAUCUAAUUAUCUAGUUCUGUAAUUAGAAAUAAUGAUUUGGG
Messenger RNA from Arabidopsis thaliana (thale cress), 1584 nucleotides. It is a transcript of the gene HCS2, whose product is annotated as holocarboxylase synthetase 2. Gene Ontology annotation, cellular component: cytoplasm. NCBI's taxonomy places the organism in Eukaryota, Viridiplantae, Streptophyta, Magnoliopsida, Brassicales, Brassicaceae. The record is from RefSeq and is marked reviewed. The transcript has 8 exons. The coding region runs from base 180 to 1061 and encodes 293 amino acids.